This is a messenger RNA of Cylas formicarius (sweet potato weevil), 2444 nucleotides long. RefSeq lists its product as uncharacterized. The transcript is spliced from 6 exons. Bases 54 to 2429 code for a protein of 791 amino acids. NCBI's taxonomy places the organism in Eukaryota, Metazoa, Arthropoda, Insecta, Coleoptera, Brentidae. The record is from RefSeq and is a predicted model, not a curated record.
UUUAGCUAUGAUUACCAGACGCUUAAUAGUAUCCGUGAUUUCGUGGCGACAAUAUGACUACAGGAUUGACCGAAGUCGAGGAAUGGCUCCGUCAAGGUUUAAAAGAAGAGAAUAUAACAGAUUUGGAAUUCAACGUCAAAGGCACAACGGAAGCGGGGACUGGUUAUUUGGGCGACGUCGUGUUUAUCGAGGCUGACGGUACCAAGGAGGAUGGUUCCAAGAAACACUACGAUCUUGUCGUUAAAGUGGGAAAAAGAGAAGAGAAGUUCAGAGAAGCUUAUGCGGUACGUGUAGCAGGCACCAACGAAAUUUUCGUUUACAACCAACUGAUACCGAUAUUUAACAAAUUCCGAAGAGAUCAUAAUCUGGAACCGAUUCAGUUUUUGGCCAAGUGUUACGGUACUUACUUAACCGAUAACUGUGAAGUCGUCAUUCUUGAUAACCUCUCUAAAUCUGGAUACCACUUACAUAACCGCAAAGUGCCGAUGAACAGUCAACAUGUAAACGUGGUUCUGAAAACUUACGGGCAAUGGCAUGCCCUUUCGUUUGCCAUGCGUGAUCAAAAUAGUGAAUUAUUCGAGAAAGUGGCCGGAAAUAAUCAAUGUUUUUGGGAACAAUCUAUAGAAAAUGCGCGUACACUUGGAUUCGAUGCUAUCAUCUCGAUUUUGGAGGCAAGCAACGAAACUGCGCUUCUAGGGAAGCUUAGGGAAAAAAUUAACAGUGAUAGCUUUGCUGAAAUUGUGACAGUGGAAGAGCCAACGUCGGUAAUAUCACAUGGGGAUUGCUGGAACAACAAUUUUUUGUUUACAUAUAAGAACCACGAUAUUCAUCACGAAAAUCCACAAAAAGUCGCUCUGCUGGAUUUUCAAUUGUCUCGUCUCUCCUCGCCGGUGUUCGAUUUAUCUUAUUACCUCUACACGGCUUGUUCAGAGGAACAGCUCGGAAACUUUGAAGACCUUCUUCACAUUUAUCAUUCUUCAUUGUCCGAAAGUUUGAAGCAGUUGGGGACCGAUCCAGAAAAGAUGUUUCCGUAUAGCACUUUGAGGCGGCACUGGAGUGAAUAUUCAGUUUUUGGACUUAUGCUGUUGGGCACGUUAAUUUUUUCGCUAACGGUUGACAAAGAGGACACUUUCGAUGCCAAGAAUUUUGAAGAGUUCGAUCCAACAGCACUAGUGACUAAAUAUAUCGAACCGAUCAAAAUCCGAAUAUUACCCGCCAUUAGACAUUUUUGGGACAAUAUGACUACAGGAUCUGCCGAAAUCGAGCAAUGGAUCCGUCACGGCUUAAAAGAAGAAAAUGUAAUAGAUUUGGAAUUAAACAUCAAAGGCACGACGGAAGUGGGGACUGGUUAUUUGGGCGACGUCGUAUUUGUCGAGGCCGACGGUACCAUGGAGGAUGGUUCCAAGAAACAUUACGAUCUCGUCGUUAAGGUAGGAAAGAGGGAAGAGAAAUUUAGAGAAGCUUAUGCGGUACGUGUAGCAGGCACCAACGAAAUUUUCGUUUACAACCAACUGAUACCGAUAUUUAACAAAUUCCGAACAGAUCAUAAUCUGGAACCGAUUCAGUAUUUGGCCAAGUGUUACGGUACCCACUUAACCGACAAUCGUGAAGUCGUUAUUCUGGAUAACCUCUCUAAAUCUGGAUACCAAUUACAUAACCGCAAAGUGCCGAUGAACAGUCAACACGUAAACGUGGUUCUGAAAACUUACGGGCAAUGGCAUGCCCUUUCAUUUGCUAUGCGUGAUCAAAAUAGUGAAUUAUUCGAGAGAGUGGCCGGAAAUAAUCAAUGUUUUUGGAAACAAUCUAUAGAAAGUGCGCGAACAACUGGAUUCGAUACUAUCGUCUCGAUCUUGGAGGCAAGCAAGGAAACUGCGCUCCUAGGGAAGCUUAGGGAAAAAAUUAAUAGUGAUAGCUUUGCUGAAAUCGUUACAGUGGAAGAGCCAACGUCGGUAAUAUCACAUGGGGAUUGCUGGAACAACAAUUUUUUGUUUACGUAUAAAAAGGACGAUAUUCCUCACGAAAAUCCACAAAAAGUGGUUCUGCUAGAUUUUCAAUUGUCUCGCCUCUCCUCGCCGGUGUUUGAUUUAUCUUAUUACCUCUACACGGCUUGUUCAGGGGAACAGCUCGAAAACUUUGAAGACCUUCUUCACAUUUAUCAUUCUUCAUUGUCCGAAAGCUUGAAGCAGUUGGGGACCGAUCCAGAAAAGGUGUUUCCCUAUAGCUCUUUGAGGCAGCACUGGAGUGAAUACUCAGUUUUUGGACUUAUCUUGUUGGGCAUGUUAAUUUUUCCUCUAACGGUUGACAAAGAGGACACUUUCGACGCCAAGAAUUUUGAAGAGUUCGAUCCAACAGCGCUAGUGACUAAAUAUAUCGAACCGAUCAAAAUCCGAAUAUUACCCGCCAUAAGACAUUUUGUUAAUUUCUCAUAAGUUAUUCGAUACCUG